Molecule: messenger RNA, 744 nt
Organism: Cooperia oncophora
Lineage: Eukaryota; Metazoa; Nematoda; Chromadorea; Rhabditida; Trichostrongylidae
Source: the annotation of a GenBank genome assembly
AUGACAAAACUUGACCUCGUAUUGAACGCGUUCCACGAAUGUCAUCAUUGGUCUGACUGUUCGUGUUAUGCUGGUGCGAAUAACGCUCUCAACAAUGCGAAAGUGGACCGUAACAUGCGAAGUGACAAGGUGACCAUGAAUCUUCUCGCAUCGCAUAGUCAUCAACAGAAGCCUGAUUCGAGGCCUCCAACUCUUGAGAAUCAACUGAAACGUCACCCAGGAGUGCAUUUAACAGCCCUGCCUCAUCAAGAUGGCUAUUACUCGAGGCUCCAAGGAGUGACUUUGCAUCCUCGAGAAAAGCCUGUGCAAGAGGAAGACACACUCCGUAAAGCUCCUGAAUGGGUAGAACACAUUCCAACACAAUCCAAGCACAAGUUUACCAUUCGGAAUUUGGGACAAUCGGAGCAGGUGCUGCGACAGUUCUACGGAGGCGCCAAUGGUGGCAAGCCAUACGUAACGCCGAAUGCUAACAAAGUGACGUCAAAAGCAGAAAAGGACAUUUUCGACAACAAAGAAGCGAGAGAGAUUGCCGAAAGAAUCAUCAAGCAGGAGCUUAAUCGAGCCAAGGUCGCCAAAUUUGGCAGAUCUGGUGGAACAACGUUUGAGACUAAUGAAAAAAAUGCCCGUCUUACGGUUCUUAGCUUCUCGUGUAGUGAGAAGAACAAAUCUUUUCCACCGUAUUCACAGCCAACUCUUCUCGGAAAGUUCCUCAAUUGGAACGACGAGAAAAAUAUGGAGUUGUAA